Dipodomys spectabilis (banner-tailed kangaroo rat) is the source of this 4880-nucleotide messenger RNA. Its product is annotated as angiotensin-converting enzyme. Gene Ontology annotation, cellular component: plasma membrane. NCBI's taxonomy places the organism in Eukaryota, Metazoa, Chordata, Mammalia, Rodentia, Heteromyidae. The coding region runs from base 1 to 3924 and encodes 1307 amino acids. Gene Ontology annotation, molecular function: metallopeptidase activity; peptidyl-dipeptidase activity. The transcript has 25 exons. The record is from RefSeq and is a predicted model, not a curated record. Gene Ontology annotation, biological process: proteolysis.
AUGGGGGCCGCCGGGCGCCCGCGGGGGCCGCGUCUGCUGGCGACGCUGCUGCCGCUGCUGCUACAGCUGCUGCCGCAGACGCGGGCGGCGCUGGACUCCGGGCUGCAGCCCGGAAACUUUUCUGCGGACGAGGCCGGGGCGCAGCUCUUCGCCGAGAGCUACAACUCGAGCGCCGAGCAGGUGCUGUUCCAGAGCAUGGCCGCCAGCUGGGCGCACGACACCAACAUCACCGCCGAGAAUGCUCGGCGCCAGGAGGAAGCAGCCCUGCUCAGCCAGGAGUUUGAAGAAGCCUGGGGCCAGAAAGCCAAGGAGCUCUAUGAGUCCAUGUGGCAGAACUUCACUGACCCAAAGCUGCAAAGGAUCAUCAAAGCUGUACGCACCCUGGGGCCUGCCAACCUGCCCCUGGUAAAGCGGCAGCAGUACAACUCCCUGCUAAGCAACAUGAGCAGGAUCUACUCCACCAGCAAGGUCUGCUUCCCCAACAAGACUGCCACCUGCUGGUCCCUGGACCCAGAGCUCACCAACAUCCUGGCUACCUCAAGAAGCUACGCCAUGCUGCUGUUCGCAUGGGAAGGCUGGCAUGACACUGUAGGCAUUCCGCUGAAACCGCUAUAUAAGGACUUCACUGCCCUCAGCAACGAGGCCUACAGACAAGAUGGCUUCACAGACACAGGAGCCUACUGGCGGUCCUUGUAUGACUCACUUACCUUUGAGAAGGACCUGGAGCACCUCUACCACCAAUUAGAGCCUCUAUACCUGAACCUUCAUGCCUAUGUCCGCCGGGCACUGCACCGCCGCUACGGUGACAGAUACAUCAAUCUCCAGGGACCCAUCCCGGCUCAUCUGCUGGGAGACAUGUGGGCCCAGAGCUGGGAAAAUAUCUAUGACAUGGUGGUGCCCUUUCCAGACAAGCCCAACCUAGAUGUCACUAGUACUAUGGUGCAGAAGGGCUGGAACGCUACCCACAUGUUCCGAGUGGCGGAGGAGUUCUUCACCUCCCUGGGUCUCUUACCCAUGCCUCCUGAGUUCUGGGCCGAGUCGAUGCUAGAGAAACCCCGUGAUGGGCGGGAAGUGGUGUGCCAUGCCUCUGCCUGGGACUUCUACAACAGGAAGGACUUCAGGAUCAAGCAGUGCACACGAGUCACAAUGGACCAGCUAUCCACUGUACACCACGAGAUGGGCCACGUGCAGUACUUCCUCCAGUACAAGGACCUGCCUGUUUCCCUGCGCAGAGGUGCCAACCCUGGCUUCCACGAGGCCAUUGGAGACGUGCUAGCCCUCUCGGUCUCCACUCCCGUACAUCUGCACAAAAUCGGUCUCCUGGACCACGUCACUAAUGACACAGAAAGUGACAUCAACUUCUUGCUAAAGAUGGCUCUAGAGAAAGUUGCCUUCCUGCCCUUUGGCUACUUGAUAGACCAGUGGCGCUGGAGGGUUUUCAGUGGCCAGACCUCCACCUCCCGCUACAACUUUGACUGGUGGUAUCUCCGAACCAAGUAUCAGGGGAUCUGUCCUCCAGUUGUUCGUAACGAAACCCACUUUGAUGCCGGAGCUAAGUUUCAUAUCCCAAAUGUGACACCAUAUAUCAGGUACUUUGUGAGCUUUGUCCUGCAGUUCCAGUUCCACCAAGCCUUGUGCAAGGAAGCAGGCCACCAGGGCCCACUGCACCAGUGUGACAUCUACCAGUCUAACCAGGCGGGAGCCAAGCUCAGGGAGGUGCUGCAGGCAGGCUGCUCCAGGCCCUGGCAGGAGGUACUGAAGGACCUGGUGGGUUCAGAUGCUCUGGAUGCCCAGGCACUGCUAAACUACUUCCAGCCACUUAGCCAAUGGCUGCAGGAGCAGAACCAGAAGAACAGUGAGGUCCUGGGCUGGCCAGAGUAUCAGUGGCAUCCACCAUUGCCCAACAACUACCCAGAGGGCAUCGACUUAGUAACCGAUGAAGCUGAGGCUAACAAGUUCGUGCAGGAGUAUGACCGGACAUCCCAGGUGGUGUGGAACAAAUAUGCCGAGGCCAACUGGAACUACAAUACUAACAUCACCACAGAGAAUAGCAAGAUCCUGAUGCAGAGUAACAUGCAAGUGGCCAACCACACCCUGAAGUACGGCACCUGGGCCAAGCGGUUUGAUGUGAGCCAUUUCCAGAAUGCUACCAACAAGCGGAUCAUAAAGAAAGUUCAAGACCUGGACCGGGCAGCCCUGCCUGUUAAGGAGCUGGAGGAGUACAACCAGAUCCUGCUGGACAUGGAGACCACUUACAGCGUGGCUUCUGUGUGCCACAUAAAUGGCACUUGUCUGCAGCUGGAGCCUGAUCUAACAAAUAUUAUGGCCACAUCUCGAAACUACGAACAACUGCUAUGGGUCUGGAAGAGCUGGAGAGACCAGGUGGGGAAAACCAUCCUCCCUUUUUUCCCCAAAUAUGUGGAACUUGCCAACAAGGCUGCUCGACUCAAUGGCUACACUGAUGCAGGGGACUCCUGGAGAUCUAUGUAUGAGACACCAUCCCUGGAACAGGACCUAGAGAAGCUCUUCCAGGAGCUGCAGCCGCUCUACCUGAACCUGCAUGCCUACGUGCGCCGCGCCCUGCACCGGCAUUACGGGGCCCAGAGCAUCAGCCUCGAGGGCCCCAUUCCUGCCCACCUGCUGGGGAACAUGUGGAGUCAGACUUGGUCCAACAUCUAUGACUUGGUGGUGCCCUUUCCUUCAGCUCCUAAGAUUGAUGCCACAGAGGCCAUGGUAAAGCAGGGCUGGACACCCAGAAGGAUGUUUAAGGAAGCCGACAAUUUCUUCACCUCCCUGGGGCUGCUGCCUGUACCCCCUGAGUUCUGGAACAAGUCGAUGCUGGAGAAACCGACUGAUGGGCGGGAGGUGGUGUGCCAUGCCUCAGCCUGGGACUUCUACAACGGCAAGGAUUUCAGGAUCAAGCAGUGCACCACUGUCAACAUGGAAGAGCUGGUGGUGGCCCACCACGAAAUGGGUCACAUCCAGUAUUUCAUGCAGUACAAGGACUUGCCUGUGGCCUUCCGGGAGGGCGCCAACCCUGGCUUUCAUGAGGCCAUUGGGGAUGUGCUGGCCCUCUCUGUGUCUACUCCCAAGCACCUACACAGCAUCAACCUGCUGGAGCAUGAGGGCGAUGGCUACGAGUAUGACAUCAACUUUCUGAUGAAGAUGGCCCUGGACAAGAUCGCCUUUAUCCCCUUCAGCUACCUCAUCGACCAGUGGCGCUGGAGGGUCUUUGAUGGAACCAUCACCAAGGAAAACUACAACCAGGAGUGGUGGAGCCUCAGGCUGAAGUACCAGGGUCUCUGCCCCCCCGUGCCCAGAACUCAAGAUGACUUUGACCCAGGGGCCAAGUUCCAUGUUCCUUCAAGUGUGCCUUAUAUCAGGUACUUUAUCAGCUUCAUCAUUCAGUUCCAGUUCCACGAAGCCCUGUGCCAGGCGGCUGGCCACAAAGGCCCCCUGCAUAAGUGUGACAUCUACCAGUCCAAGGAGGCAGGGAAGCUGUUGGCGGACACCAUGAAGCUGGGCUUCAGUAAGCCAUGGCCAGAGGCCAUGAAACUGAUCACAGGCCAGCCUAACAUGUCAGCCUCAGCCAUGUUGAACUACUUCAAGCCAUUGAUGGAAUGGCUCAUCACUGAGAACGGGCGACAUGGGGAGAAACUGGGUUGGCCGCAGUACAACUGGACACCAAACUCCGCUCGCUCGGAAGACUCCUUCCCAGACUCCGGCCUCGUCAACUUCCUGGGCAUGAAUCUGGAGCCACAGCAGGCCCGAGUGGGUCAAUGGGUGCUGCUCUUCUUGGGGGUCGCCCUGCUGGUAGUCACCUUGGGCCUGGCCCAGAGGGUCUGCAGCAUCCGCAGUCACACCUUCCACCAGCCCCACCAUGGGCCCCAGUUUGGCUCUGAGGUGGAGCUGAGACACUCUUGAGAUGACCAAGAUGGCUGGGGCUUGCCAAGGGAUGUCCCAUGAGAAACCAGAAUGGGAACAGGAUGCCCAAGGAGAAGGCAGCUCCACCUCCCUCCCUCCUCCUCCUUUCCUUCUUCCCCCUCCUCUUCCUCUCAUUCUGCCUCCCUCCCCUCUGCUCCUCAAACCACCAGAACCACCCAAGUCCCAGCCUCCAUUCUUCAGGCACCCAGCCAUCAAACACAGGGCUUCUCCCCUAGUCUCUCUGUGAAUGCAAUUAAAAGUCCUGCCUCCCCAUCUGAGUCUGUGUCCCUCACAGUUGGAAGCCAGGAGGAGGGAGAGCGUGCUCUCUUGCUCUCUUUCUCCUGGCAGUUCAGUGGUGCCCUUUCCUCAUUGCUUCCUCCAUUCCCUUUCAAGAAAAGCCUUGGUGAAUCUCCCAACUCUGGCUUCCCACCAGCCCAGGCACCCAUACUGUGUCCUGCUGUGGUGGGCAGCUCCUGCCCUCUCAGAAUCCUCAGGAGGAUUCUGGGAUCAUAGGAUUCUCACAUGUUGAUGCAACUUUCUGCCCAUGCGUGGUCAGGUUCCCCAGGAAGCCCCUAGCUGCCCCUGGCUUCGUCUGCAGGGCAAGUACCCUGGAAGGGCCUGACUCAAUGAGGUCACCUUGAGCUCCUGCCUAUACCAGCUCUGUGUCCACUUGUGUGAAUGGACAGCCUUAGUUUUCAGACAGAGCUAUUCAGAUAUUGCCUAGGAGAGAAGGCCCUGGAAGGGAGUUCCCUGGACAGGGAUGAUACAGGGUUAACUGCCAGAGGCUGCCUGCUUGCUCUUCCCAGCAUACACAUUCUGACUAGGAGCUGUCCCUGGGAAGGCCUGCUUAGAUUUCAGAGAAUGUCAUUUUGAGGGACAUUUUUAUAACUUUUCUCUCUGUGUUUAUGUAGAAAAUUGAAAAUACUAUAAAUAAAAGCACUUUAUAUCAACAUCGA